Rosa chinensis is the source of this 5099-nucleotide messenger RNA. RefSeq names its product ABC transporter C family member 8. Gene Ontology annotation, biological process: transmembrane transport. The record is from RefSeq and is a predicted model, not a curated record. Gene Ontology annotation, molecular function: ABC-type transporter activity; ATP hydrolysis activity; ATP binding. Gene Ontology annotation, cellular component: vacuolar membrane; plant-type vacuole. NCBI's taxonomy places the organism in Eukaryota, Viridiplantae, Streptophyta, Magnoliopsida, Rosales, Rosaceae. The transcript is spliced from 12 exons. Bases 484 to 4887 code for a protein of 1467 amino acids.
ACGUCGUACACAAAACUGAAUCAUGUAUUCAAAGAAAGAAUUAAAAAACCAAAAGGAAAUCUGGGUUUGUAUGUAUCCAUGUGCAUUACAGAGACAAAACAAAAGCCUGAAAAUACGUGGUAUAUAAUAUAGAUAGAGUAGGAAGCCAAAUUGUAGACGUUGCAUUUAUAUACAGACAAAGAUAUGCCUCUCUCACCAUUUUUGUGAGCUUGACCAAGAAUAAAAAAGAGAGAGAAAGAGAAUCAGAGAAGCCUUUUGGUGAGCAUAAAGUGUCCAAACAAAUGAAACAAUAGAGAAAACAAGAUGCUGAUGUGAGAGUGAAGAAGCGCACUACAGGUUCUGACUGCAGAUGCUAGUUUUGGUAAUUGAUUAAUGCUAUAUCAUAGAGAGUGUUACGUGGGUGCUUCUUUCAAUGAGGAUUAUAUAUUGAGGUUUUCGAGAUUUGAGCUCUCCAACAUAGUUUGAGCUGUAGUUGCUACAAGUAUGGCUUCCUUGAAGGGUUCUGUACUUGGGAUCACUUCUCAGAUUUGUGAUGGAGAAUUUGAUCUUGGUUCUUACUGCACUCAAAGGACUAUGAUUAAUGCAGUAAAUCUUCUCUUCCUCUUUCUUUUUUGCUUAUUUACUCUUAUAGCUUCUAUAAGGAAGCAUUAUAGUAGUAGUAGUCCAUCCAGAAGGGAUAGAUUCUCAGUAGUGGUUUCAGUCUGUUGUGCUCUUACUGGUAUUGCCUAUUUUGGUGCUGGAUUGUGGAUUCUGAUAGCCAAUAAUGAUGAUCUAUCAAAUUGUUUUGAGAGCUGGUUGGAUUACCUUGUUAGAGGACUAGUUUGGAUUUCCUUCACAAUUUCCUUGCUUGUUCAAAGGUCUAAAUGGAUCAAAAUUCUGAACUCUGUUUGGUGGGUGUCCUCCUUUUCAUUGGUCUCGGCUGUAAACAUAGAAAUACUAACAAGAACCCAUAGCAUUUGUAUUUUUGAUGUGCUGACAUGGCCAGUGAGCUUCUUACUUCUAUUGUGUGCUGUUAGAAACCUCAGCCACUUUAUUCAUGACCAAAGCCAAGAAAAUAGCAUAUCAGAGCCUCUAUUAGCCAAAAAGUCUGCUGAAAAGAGCCAGAAAACACAACUAGGCAAUGCCGGUUUCCUUAGCAAAUUGACAUUUUCUUGGAUCAAUCCUUUACUCACUUUAGGCUACUCAAAGGCAUUAGCUCCUGAAGACAUACCAUAUCUGGUUUCAGAAGAUGAAGCAGAUUUAGCAUACCAAAAAUUUGCUCAAGCAUGGGAGUCCCUGUCAAGGGAUAAGAGCUCAAGCAGUACCAGAAACCUGGUUAUGAGAGCAAUAGCAAAAGUUUACUUGAAAGAGAAUAUAUGGAUUGCCUUUUGUGCAUUCCUCAGGACAAUUGCAGUUGUAGUUUCUCCUCUUAUACUCUAUGCAUUUGUAAAUUAUUCCAAUGCCGAGGAGGAAAAUUUUUCCCAAGGCCUCAUCAUAGUGGGGUGCCUAAUUAUCACCAAAGUAGUCGAGUCUUUCACCCAGAGACAUUGGUUCUUUGACUCAAGGAGGUCUGGAAUGAGAAUGAGGUCGGCUUUGAUGGUCGUAGUUUAUCAAAAGCAGCUGAAACUCUCUAGUGUGGGAAGGAGAAGGCACUCAGCUGGGGAGAUAGUUAACUAUAUAGCAGUUGAUGCUUACAGAAUGGGAGAGUUCCCAUGGUGGUUCCAUUCAACAUGGAGCUUUGCAUUGCAAUUACUUCUUGCCAUUGGAGUUCUUUUCAGGGUGGUGGGGGUUGGUGCUCUACCGGGUUUAAUUCCUCUAUUCAUUUGCGGUCUUCUAAAUGUGCCUUUUGCAAAGGCACUUCAGAAGUGUCAGUCCCAGUUCAUGAUAGCACAAGAUGAGAGGCUUAGAGCCACUUCUGAGAUCCUAAACAGUAUGAAGAUCAUUAAGUUACAAUCCUGGGAAGAGAAAUUCAAAAACUCUGUCAAUUCCCUUCGAGAAAGAGAAUUCAAAUGGUUGUCUGAGGGACAAUUUAGAAAGGCUUAUGGAACUUUACUCUACUGGAUGUCACCAACCAUUAUCUCUUCUGUUGUUUUUCUAGGGUGUAUCCUUUUCAAAAGUGUCCCUCUGAAUGCAAGUACUAUAUUCACAGUUUUAGCUUCACUAAGGAGCAUGGGAGAACCUGUGAGAAUGAUACCAGAGGCUCUUUCAGUAAUGAUCCAAGUCAAGGUCUCAUUUGAUCGGCUAAAUGAUUUUUUGCUUGAUGAUGAGUUGAAAGAUGAUGAGAUAAGGAAGCUUCCAUCACCAAAUUCAGAUGAGAGCUUGAGAAUACAAAAAGGCAUUUUCAGUUGGUAUCCUGAAUCAGCAAUUCAAACACUGAAAGAAGUGAACCUAGAAGCAAAAUGUGAGCAGAAAAUUGCAGUUUGUGGACCAGUUGGAGCUGGAAAAUCAUCACUUUUAUUUGCUAUACUUGGAGAGAUGCCCAAAAUUUCAGGAACUGUCGAUGUAUUUGGAACCAUAGCCUAUGUUUCUCAAACUUCUUGGAUACAAAGUGGGACAGUUCGUGAUAACAUACUCUAUGGGAAGCCAAUGGACAAGAACAAAUAUGAGAAGACUAUAAAAGCUUGUGCUUUGGAUAAGGACAUAAAUAGUUUUGAUCAUGGUGAUCUUACUGAAAUAGGCCAGAGGGGAAUUAACAUGAGUGGAGGGCAAAAGCAAAGGAUUCAGCUGGCCCGAGCUGUCUAUAGUGAUGCUGAUAUCUACCUCCUAGAUGACCCAUUCAGUGCAGUAGAUGCACACACUGCCGCAAUUCUGUUUCAUGAUUGUGUCAUGGAUGCUCUAGCAAAGAAGACUGUGAUUCUCGUGACUCAUCAAGUCGAAUUUCUGUCAGAAGUUGACAAAAUUCUGGUAAUGGAGCGCGGACAAGUUACUCAAUCCGGAAGCUAUGAGAGUCUCUUGACUGCUGGAACAGCAUUUGAGCAACUGGUGAAUGCUCAUAGAGAUGCAGUAACUACAUUAGGUCCUUCAAAUAAUCAAAGCCAAGUAGAACCGGAAAAGACAGAUAUGAUCCGGCAUGAGGAGUCUGUAACUAAUCUCACUAGAUACAGCAGUGAAGGGGACACUUCUGUGAAGGCUUCACCCACAGUGCAACUAACAGAAGAUGAAGAAAAAGAGAUUGGUGAUGUUGGAUGGAAGCCCUUCUGGGAUUACAUUUUUGUUUCCAAGGGAACACUUCUGCUAGCAAUAGGCAUAAUGGCACAGGCUGGUUUUGUUUGUUUUCAGGCUGGUUCAACUUAUUGGCUGGCUCUCGCCAUUCAAAAUCCUAGUAUAACUAGUCUUACACUCGUCGGUGUCUACACUGCAAUCUCAACACUCAGUGCUGUAUUUGUCUAUCUGAGGUCAACCUUUGCAGCACAUCUGGGACUAAGAGCUUCUAGAACAUUUUUUGAUGGUUUCACAGAUGCCAUCUUUAAGGCUCCCAUGUUGUUCUUUGACUCAACUCCUGUAGGGAGGAUUUUGACACGAGCUUCAUCAGAUUUAAGUAUCUUGGAUUUUGACAUACCUUUCUCCAUUAUCUUUGUUGUGUCUGCUGGUAUGGAAUUGCUGACAUGGAUUGGAAUAAUGGCUUCUGUCACAUGGCAAGUUCUCAUUGUAGCCGUUCUCACCAUGGUUGCUUCAAAAUAUGUUCAGAGCUACUAUCAAGCGUCUGCAAGGGAACUAAUAAGAAUUAAUGGAACAACCAAAGCUCCUGUUAUGAAUUAUGCAGCCGAGACAUCACUUGGAGUGGUCACUAUCAGAGCUUUUAAAAUGGCUGACACGUUCUUCCAAAAGUACCUAGAGCUAGUUGACACAGAUGCAAGACUGUUCUUUCAUUCGAAUGCAACAAUGGAGUGGUUAAUUAUAAGAACAGAAGCACUUCAAAAUGUGACUCUUUUUGUUGCUGCUUUUCUCCUUAUUUCACUUCCCAAGGGUUAUGUUGCUCCAGGGCUUGUGGGGCUUUCUCUUUCUUAUGCUUUGACACUAACAAUGACACAAAUUUUUGUGAUCCGGUGGUAUUGUAACUUAUCAAACUACAUCAUCUCAGUUGAAAGGAUAAAACAGUUCAUGCAGAUUCCACCAGAGCCUCUGGCUAUUGUGGAGGACAAGAGACCACCAUCUUCAUGGCCUACAAAGGGAAGGAUAGAGCUGCAUUCUCUCAAGAUAAAAUAUCGUCCAAAUGCUCCACUGGUUCUCAAGGGAAUUUCAUGCACAUUCAAAGAAGGGACUAGAGUAGGAGUUGUGGGAAGGACAGGAAGCGGAAAGACUACACUUAUAAGUGCUUUGUUUCGGUUAGUAGAGCCAAACAGCGGUAAAAUUAUCAUAGAUGGACUUGACAUCUGCUCUAUGGGUCUAAAGGAUUUAAGAAUGAAGCUCAGCAUCAUCCCUCAAGAACCAACUCUUUUCAAGGGUAGCAUCAGAACCAACUUGGAUCCUCUUGGUCUUUACUCCGAUGAUGAAAUAUGGAGGGCUCUAGAGAAGUGUCAGCUGAAGGCAACAGUCAGCAGUCUACCUAAUCUGCUAGAUUCAUCUGUUAGUGAUGAAGGGGAAAAUUGGAGUGCUGGGCAACGCCAGCUGUUUUGCCUUGGCAGAGUCCUUCUGAAGAGGAACAGAAUCCUAGUGCUAGAUGAGGCUACUGCUUCCAUCGAUUCUGCAACAGACGCCAUUCUACAAAGAAUCAUCAGGCAGGAAUUUGCGGAAUGCACAGUGAUGACGGUUGCUCAUAGGGUUCCAACAGUUAUAGAUAGUGACAUGGUCAUGGUCCUCUCCUAUGGGAAGCUAGUGGAGUAUGAAGAACCUUCAAAGCUCUUGGAUACCAACUCAUACUUCUCCAAGCUUGUAGCUGAAUAUUGGUCAAGCUGUAGAGGAAACUGAACAACAAUUUCCAAUGCUGCAUACAAGACAGACCUGGCUAAUAUCCAACAGAUCACGUGGAAGAGAGCAUGGAAUUAUCUGUUAUAGUUUUAGUAAUCAAUGUAAUAUUCUUAGCCAAAUAAUACAAAAGUUUGUAAUCUUUAUUGUAGAAUAAGAAAAUUUGAGAGAGAAUAAUAUGUAUUUCUUUAUUAAUAAUAGACGCUUUAUAUAAA